CCACAGAUAUGACAUCCAAUAAAAGCGGUUGCAAGGCAACAUGUCUGCCCCGUGAAAGACGAAAACGUGUGAAUUAGAUAUUCUUCAGUUUUUUUUUAUCCUAUUCCACCGAAUAAAUGGAAGUUCUAUUGUUAGUUUAAUAUCACAGAAGUAAUCUUUCGUAGAUAAUGAGUUUUUCCGUAAAGAAAACCGGCGGAAGAAUGUGGCACGAAGCUCGAAAGCAAGAGAAAAAGAUACGUGGGAUGUUGGUCGAUUAUCGUCGGCGAGCCGAACGUCGUAGAGAUUAUUAUGAAAAAAUUAAAUCAGAUCCUACCCAGUUCCUUCAGCUUCAUGGCAGACCGUGCAAAAUACAUUUGGAUCCAGCUAUAGCAGCUGCUGGUGAUAGUCCAGCUAACAUGAUGCCCUGGCAAGGAAACGAAGACAAUCUUAUAGAUCGCUUUGAUGUACGUGCUCAUUUAGAUUGGAUACCAGAGGCACCAGAUACCAUUGACGUUGAUAUCGCUCUUACCAGCGAAGACAGACAUAUCAAUUAUGAACGUUAUCGCAUAAUUGUUCAAAAUGAAUUUUUGGGAGUCGCAGAAGAAAAAUUUUUACAUCAAAUACAUUUGGAGGAACAAUUUGGUUCAUCCACCAAAGUAGAUGCUUCAAAAGAUAAGAAAAAAUCUUCUAACAAUGCUGCUAUUGGUUACAACUACGAGACAGAAGAACCAAUUCCUGAUGCAACAAAAACAUUAGAUUCUGUUAUAGUUGAUGAGAAACCAGAGGAUGAGGAUAGCGACAUUGAUUUGGACAUAUGUGUAGAUGUUUCACAAAUCGAGCCUUCUCAAGCACACGAGAUGAAUUUGGUUGCUCAAAAGUAUGGACUUUUGGGAGCUGAUUAUUUCAGUUUUUUGACCCAGGAUUUUGAAGAGGCAGAAACAUUAAGACAGGCACGCAAGCAGGAAGAAGAAAAGGCGAUGUAUUCUGGUCGAAGAUCUCGCAGGGAAAGACGAGCAUUUCGAGAAAAGAAGAUGAUCGGUCGUGUUAUGAGUCCACCAAGUUAUGCAGCCCGUGAAAGUCCAGAAUACAAUCCUUACAGGAAAUCUUCCUCAAAAUCACGUUCACGGUCUGCUUCUCCUGUAAAUACUGGACAAAUUACUUAUAUUACAAGUUUUGGCGGUGAGGAAGAAGCUCACAGUAGCUCUUCUCACGUAACUUCAUCGAAUUCGAAAAAAGUCAAUUAUUCGCAUCUUAGAAGAAGAAGAUCUGAAAGCCCUGUUUCGAACGAAAGGACAGUUAGUAGAAAAUUAUCAAAAUCUAGAUCAAGAAGUUGUUCUCGCUCUGUUAGUAGAAGCAAAUCUUACAGAACACGCGACAGGAGGCGUAGUGUCUCGCGAAUCAGUAGAUCCAGAAGAACGCGAUCGAAACAUAGGAAAAUCCAAAGAUCCAGAACAAGAAGCCGUUCUCGACGAUCAAGAACACGUAGUAAAUCUCGAUCUCGAUGUAGAAGUACGAGCAGAUCAAGAUCGCGUUCGCUUUCACGGUCUCGAUCUAGAUCCACUUCGCGUCAACGUCAAAAAAGAUCAAGAAGUUCCUCAUCAAGCAGCAUAUCAAGAUCUAAAUCAAGAUCGAGAUCUAAAUCGCAUCACAGAAGUCGUUCCAGAGAUAGUUAUCGUCGAAGACGUUAUUCUCCCUCAAAAUCGAGAUCAAAAUCACGCUCAAGAUCAAAAUCUCAAACAAGAUCAAGAUCUAGGUCUAAAAGCAAUAAUAGUAAACGAUCGCGUAGUAUUGAAAAUAAAGUGCAAACACUGCCAAGAUAUUAUGGCCGUCGUGGCAAAUCCUCCAGUCUUGAAUUAGAAUUGUCUGACAAGGAAGAGAAAAGUACAGCAGCAACGCUAAAGCCAACAGUAACAACCGCAAGCAUAAACACGCCAAAAGCAGGGUUAAGUACAAAUUCUGGUGGCGGACACAAAUCUACGAAAAUAACACCUCAAGAGCGGCUUAAGAAAAAAAUGCAGGCUCUAUUAAAUAGGCAAUAUAAAGCGGACAAGAAGGCGGAACAAUUGAGAAUAGAAAAGAAGGAACAACAGAGACAAGACCGAGAAGACGAAAUUAGAGAAAUGUCAUUAAAAUUACGUCGAAAACAAAGAGAAAGAAGACAUCGGUACGAAGGUCACAGUUCUGAUUCACGAUCUUCUAUAUCUCGUACGCCAAGUCCAGGACGUAGUCCGAGACAUCAUAUACGUAGAGAUAGGAGAGAAAGAGACAGGGAUUUAGAAAUAGAUCGAGAAAGAGAUAGAGAUAGAGAAAGGGAUAGAGAAAGAGAUAGGCGUGAUGACAGAGAAAGAUGCAGGCAAGAAUCACGAAGAAGAUACAGAGAUUCUCCGCUUCGUUCUUUAAGUCCAAGAAGUAGUCGAGGCUUGGUAGACUACUAACGUGAGAGAUAAAUAAUAUGCCUAAUUCGUUACAUCCAGAUUUUAUAUAAUUUACAAAGAAACUUCCUAUUCAUUGCAUUCCUUCUUAGAAGUGCUGCUUCAUUUUUGAAUUACACACACACACACACACACACACAAAACUAUAUAUAUUAAUUGAACUGUAUUAUGCAAGCUAUUAUAAAUUAAUUGGAAUUUGCUGUAAAAUUAUAUGAUAUUAUUUGCUCUA
This is a messenger RNA of Vespa velutina, 2640 nucleotides long. RefSeq names its product CLK4-associating serine/arginine rich protein-like. The record is from RefSeq and is a predicted model, not a curated record. NCBI's taxonomy places the organism in Eukaryota, Metazoa, Arthropoda, Insecta, Hymenoptera, Vespidae. The transcript has 14 exons. The coding region runs from base 168 to 2414 and encodes 748 amino acids.